AUGAGGAACUACAAGGACUUUGGACCAGUAGAUGUGCAUCUUGCUGAUGAUGGAAUUGUACAAGCGAUUGGAAAGGGUGACAUUGUCAUGUCAAUGAUGACUCGUCAGGGCGUCAAGAAGGGUGUGCUCACAAAUGUGUGGCAUAUCCCAAAGUUAUCUCGAAACUUAUUUUCCGUUGGAAGAUUCAUCAAGGACGUGGGGCCUGUCACCUUUGAAGUCGAUGGUUGCUUCGCGGAAACGAAGGGUUUCAAGUGGAAACUAGGCGCUCUAGAAGGAAUGGGAUUGUUCAAGCUUUGUAUGACACCGGUGCUUCCUGCCGAGGUCACUGAGGCCUCGACAAAGAAGGAGGAUAAGGCUGGCCAGGCGAAAGACAAAGCUGGUGAGAUGAAGGACAUGGCUGCGGAGAAGGCGGGCCAAGCCAAGGACAUGGCACAAGACAAGGCUGGUCAGGCAAAAGACAAAGCUGGUGAGAUGAAGGACAUGGCCCAAGUAAAGACUGGUCAGGCAAAGGACAUCCUUGAGAAGUUUGGCAUGGAAAACAGCAAUCCUGUCAAGACUCCACAAGAACCUGGACUCAAGUUGACAAGGUCAAUGUGUGCAGAUGGGUGCAAGCAUGCGGAAACAAUGGCAAAUGUGCCAUACCGCAACGCCAUCGGCUGUUUGAUGUAUCUCAUGGUGGGGACCCGCCCGGAUAUCGCAGUUGCAGUGGGAGUUCUCAGUCAGUUCGCGGCAGAACCUUGUCCAACCCAUUGGCAAGCGCUAAAGCGGGUGUUCCGUUUUAUUCAAGGCACAAGGACGUAUGGAAUUGAAUUCCAAGCAACCAGUGAUGACAAGCUGCAAGGCUACUCGGACGCGGACUGGGCUGGAGAUGUCGAGGCUAGACGAAGCACAAGCGGGUACGCCUUUGUGAUGAACAACGGAUGCAUUAGCUGGAGAAGCAAGAAACAGAGCACCGUGGCUCUAUCGUCUACAGAAGCCGAGUACAUGGCUUUGACUGAAGCUGUACAAGAAGCAAUUUGGCUUAAGGCAUUCUUACAUGAACUCGGCGAGAUGAAUAGCGACGAAGCAGUCAAGAUCUACGAAGACAAUCAAGGUUCCAUCGCUUUGGCCAAGAACCCCGAGUUUCACAAGCGGACCAAGCACAUCGACAUUCGUUAUCACUUUGUGCGUGAAAAGGUGGCAGAAGGAAAAGUGGUCCUAGAAUACUGCUCGACCAAGGACAUGAAGGCUGACCUAAUGACCAAGCCAAUUCCUGCAUCACAGUUCCAGUAUCUUCGAAGUAUGUUGGGAAUCAAGGCGCCACGGUCUGCCGAGGCGAGUGGGAGUGUUACAAAAGAAAUGCCUCGGCAGGCUGAUUUUGUAAGAUGCACGUAG
Molecule: messenger RNA, 1374 nt
Organism: Peronospora matthiolae
Lineage: Eukaryota; Oomycota; Peronosporomycetes; Peronosporales; Peronosporaceae
Source: the annotation of a GenBank genome assembly